Messenger RNA from Stegastes partitus (bicolor damselfish), 3801 nucleotides. It is a transcript of the gene mfsd1l, whose product is annotated as major facilitator superfamily domain containing 1-like. Gene Ontology annotation, molecular function: transmembrane transporter activity. The transcript is spliced from 13 exons. Lineage: Eukaryota; Metazoa; Chordata; Actinopteri; Pomacentridae. Bases 101 to 1552 code for a protein of 483 amino acids. Gene Ontology annotation, biological process: transmembrane transport. The record is from RefSeq and is a predicted model, not a curated record.
ACGUACCCUGCUAACCUGCUACAGCCGUCUGCUCAUGUAAACAACAGCAAAGGAUGUGAUUUGGACGUUUCACUUUACAGCUAGCACUUUAUUCCUGACCAUGGUGCAGCCGGCAGAGAAAGCGUAUUAUCGCUUCGUGGUGCUCUUCUUUAACUGUCUGCUGACGUUUGGCUCCUACUUCUGCUUCGACAUCCCCAGUGUUCUGCAGGAUCAGUUUCAAGGGAACCUGACGUGUACCAAUGCAACGGUGAUCAAUGGGACAGUGGACUGUGUGGAGGGACUGGGGAUGAGCCCUCAGCAGUACAAUCUUCUCUAUGCCAUCUACGCUUGGACGAAUGCAGUGGUGGUGAUCAUGGCCGGAUUCCUGAUUGACAAAUUAGGAAACCGCUUCGGGGUGUUUCUGUUCUCCUUUCUGUGUGUUUUGGGCUCAUCCCUGUUCGCGCUGGGUUCCCACUUCAAAGGAACUCCCUAUCUGCUGCCUCUGAUGCUCACAGGCCGCCUGUUGUUUGGAUCAGGCAACGGAUCGCUAACCAUUGUUCAGAACCGCAUCACAGCCUUCUGGUUCAAAGGGAAGGAGCUGGCUUUGGCUUUCGGUCUGACGCUGGCCUUCUCUCGUCUGGGUUCAGUCUUGAACUUCUUCUUCACCCAGAAGUUUGAAGAAAACUAUGGCAUGCAGUGGACGCUCUGGGGUGGAGCACUAUUGUGUGUGCUGGGCUUUAGUUCUGCUAUCAUAGUCAGUGCCUUGGACAAAAUUGGAAUGAGGCAGCUGGGUCUUGAUGGAGCCAUCCAAGAAGAGUCCCGCAAAGUGAGAAUUCAGGAUGUGAAGCUCCUGUCGCUAAGAUACUGGCUGCUGGUUCUCACCAUCAUGUUCUUCUACAACGGCAUCUUCCCGUUCAUCGCAGAUGCAAGCAAAUUCAUUCAGGAUAAAUACGACGGCUACAGUCAGAAGGAGGCGGCCUACAUCGCGGGAGCCGUUUAUGACAGCUCACUGGUCCUCUCAGCCAGUGUGGGCAUUCUCAUAGAUUACGUGGGUCUGCGGGGCGUCUUUGCAUUGGCCUGUGCCAUCUUCACGCUGCCAGUGUUUGGACUCCUGGCCUUCACCUUUGUCCCUCCUCUGGUGUCCACCAUCUGGCUGGGAGUCACCUACUCCUUUGCUGCUGCGAGCAUGUGGCCAUCUAUUCCCCUCGUCGUGCCUCAGGCCACUCUGGGAACAGCCAUGGGCCUUGCCACCUCCAUACAGAUGAUUGGGAUCGGGGUGUCCAAUCUAGUUGUUGGACAGAUAUUAGGCACCAAAUCGAGUGAAACUAAGAUUCCGUUGUGGCGUUGGCAGAGGAUGAUGAUCUUCAUGCUGGCCAACACCAUCAGCUGCAUCGUGACCUCAGUGCUGCUCAAUGUCGUUGAUCACAGACAGGGCGGGACCCUGAACAAGACAACCAAGAGGUCGGCGCCGGCAGCGAGAGACUCAGACCGAGAGCCGCUCAACCCGGGAGAGGAAGAGCAGAAUGACGAGGAUGAUGAUGAUGCUGUCAGGUCUCCUUCUAUCAACUCAUGAGUUUUUAAUCUUAACACUCUGCCCAUGUUGGAUUAUUGCUCUCUUUUUAGCCAAUUUUAUAUGCAGUCGCCUCAGAGAGUUCAGACUUCAUCUCUUUUUGUACAGUUGCGUUUGUUUUUCAUCAAUCAAUGGUCAGUUAAUGAUGAUGGAAAAUCAAUAAUGGGAUUUUAGAUUUUUUUUUUUUUUUUAAUUAAAAAUCAAAAAUUGAGAUCUCUUAUUACCACAAGUUUUCAGAGUCUUAAUUUAGUACCCCGUUGAAGCCCCUUCCUCCUUCUUGGAUACGUCUGCAUAGGCUUCGCAAAUAUGGAUUUAUGCAGUUUAUCCAUUUUUUCCUGACAGAUUCUGUCAAAUUUGACUUGCAUAGGAAGCAUCUAUAAACUGCCAUCUUCAAGUCUCUCUAUAGAUGUUCAAAGAGGUUCAAGUCUGGACUUUGGGUGGGCCACUCAGAGAAUUGUCCUAAAGCCACUCCAGUGUUGUUUUGCCUGUUUAGCUUAGAUUUUGUGUCAAUAAAUGAACAAAUACCCUCUCAGGUCAAAUAUACAGUUGGGGACACUCAAAGUUUUAGAAAUGGUUUCGUAGCCUCCCCUGAUCUGUGCCUCGUCAGAGAGUUACUUAGCUUUCAUGGUUCAGUGUGAAUCACGGGAUCUUAUGUACACGGAUGUGCCUUUUCUAAACCACUGGUGGAUUAUUUAAACUAACAGGAAGCAUCUGAGCACAGUUUGGAGAUCUGCAAGCAAACAGUCUGAAUACUUUGGUAGAUGAGGGAUUUCAAGUUUUGAUUUGUGAAUAAUUGUCUUUUUAAAAAUCAAAAACAAACAUCUACAACACAGUAAAGUAUGCAAAAAAAUAAGGAGCCUGAAUACUUUCUGAAGCGACUGUGUGUACCAGGUUUUUAGACUGUUCAGAUGUCACUAAAGCCACAUCACUUCUCCUCACUGUGUAGCUACAGGGAUGCUACAGAUGACUCCGAGUCAAAAUAAAUUCCAGUUAAGCAGUAUUUGCACCCUAAUUGUACAUACAUGUUACACUAAAUAUUCACAAUACAAUGUAAGUAUUGCAGGGUGUUUUCUUUUAAUUAGUUUUUUUUAAUUAUACGGGUAAAAAGGGAAACAAAACAAAAUGUCAGCAAAACUUCUAUCCUUGUAACCUGUUGGAAUUUUGUUUGAUCUUAAACACGUUAUAUCAGUUUUGUUUUCACUUAGCUAUUGACUUAACUGCCAUAAUUGACGGUGUGGGCAUUGAUUAUAACUCAAGAAUUUUUUUCUUUAAAAAAUGCAUGUCAGAAAAAUAUAUUUCCUUUUUUUUUUUUUUUUUUUUUUAAUGAUUUUCUUUCUUAUAAAACAGUGAGCUGUAAAUCUGUGAGUCUCCUCGACUUUCUGGACCUUUCAUGGUGACUUCCAGCUUAUUGUUUAGCCGUCUAGCUCACAACUUUACUGUUUUGAUUCCCGCUCUGAAAUGUAUUUUUGGCCGUGGGAGGCAAAUGUUUUCAACACAUAAAGCUCUAAAAACUAAAGACACUACCGACACAGCAUCAAACUGCAGACAGACACGGUUAGCAACAAGUUUGUGAACACAUUGAAGCAUUUAGCAGCUAAAAUGAAAGCAAAGCUAAACGAAAGGGAAUGAUGGAGGGAAUGAUUGUGAGUUUGGAGUUCAGUCUUCCUCCCCCUCAUCCCAUCAUGUUAAGCACACAGCAGCCACUAGGUGGAGCUCAACACACAUUUGUGUGCACCGCUUAAACCACAAUUUUUGUAGUAACCACAGAUUAGUGAGUCCACCACUGUUGGGUUUAUGUCACUUACCUUUAUCAAAGCUCCUCUAAUUUUUCCCAUUGCCACCUUUCCUUUUCGUGGAAUCAUAAAAAGUAGAUACUCACACCUCUUUCGUAAGCCAGUGUGGGUAUCUGGGGGAGGUUCUCAAGAUAACAGUACUUCAUAUCACAUCCAUCAUACUGUCAACAACUGCAAGAAUGUAGCUGUCAUUAAAAUAGCUACAGAUAAAUAGCAGCACAGCAAAGAAGAGCUGCUUCUUUUAGGCUUUCUCUCAUCCUUCUAAGUCUGUGUCUCCUAAAUAAUGACGUGUUUUUACAUUUGUGACUCGUCCAACAAUGAAGAACAGUCUGUGUGAAAUGAUCCGUUUGCUUUUUCACUAUUUGUAUCAAUAUUCACUUCCAGUCCUGUGAUGUUACAGCAUAGAUUCUUCUAUUUGCAAAACACAUACUGAUGUAAUAUAGUGUUUUCUACAAAUUC